This is a messenger RNA of Perca fluviatilis (European perch), 2664 nucleotides long. Its product is annotated as histone deacetylase 1. NCBI's taxonomy places the organism in Eukaryota, Metazoa, Chordata, Actinopteri, Perciformes, Percidae. The transcript is spliced from 14 exons. Gene Ontology annotation, molecular function: histone deacetylase activity. The coding region runs from base 99 to 1571 and encodes 490 amino acids. The record is from RefSeq and is a predicted model, not a curated record.
UAUUACAUCCCAUUGAUUAGACGCGAUACAAACUAUCCGCCUCUUGUCGCUGUUGUCUCCUGUGGUGUGCGCUAAAAGCCAGCCAAAAAAGCACUAAAAUGGCGCUUACUUCCCAAGGAACAAAGAAAAAAGUUUGCUACUACUAUGAUGGUGAUGUUGGAAAUUACUACUAUGGUCAGGGGCACCCAAUGAAGCCCCACCGAAUCCGCAUGACUCACAACCUGUUGCUCAACUAUGGACUCUACAGAAAAAUGGAGAUAUAUCGUCCACACAAAGCCAGCGGAGAAGAGAUGACCAAGUAUCACAGUGAUGAUUACAUCAAAUUCCUGCGUUCAAUUCGACCAGACAACAUGUCAGAGUACAGCAAACAAAUGCAGAGAUUUAAUGUGGGGGAGGACUGUCCAGUGUUUGAUGGUUUAUUUGAGUUCUGCCAGCUCUCAGGAGGGGGCUCCGUUGCUGGUGCGGUGAAGUUGAACAAACAGCAGACUGACAUUGCUAUCAACUGGGCUGGAGGCCUGCAUCACGCCAAGAAGUCUGAGGCUUCUGGCUUUUGCUAUGUCAAUGACAUCGUACUGGCUAUCCUGGAGUUACUGAAAUACCACCAGAGAGUUCUGUACAUAGAUAUUGACAUCCAUCAUGGAGAUGGUGUUGAAGAGGCCUUCUACACCACAGACCGUGUCAUGACAGUGUCCUUCCACAAGUAUGGAGAGUACUUCCCUGGGACAGGUGACCUGAGGGACAUCGGUGCUGGUAAGGGUAAAUAUUAUGCUGUGAAUUACCCGCUGAGGGAUGGGAUUGACGAUGAGUCAUAUGAAGCCAUAUUCAAACCUAUCAUGGCCAAGGUGAUGGAGAUGUACCAACCCAGCGCAGUGGUUCUGCAGUGUGGAGCUGAUUCACUGUCAGGAGACAGGCUUGGUUGCUUCAACCUCACCAUUAAAGGCCAUGCCAAGUGUGUGGAGUACAUGAAGAGUUUCAACCUGCCACUGCUAAUGCUGGGUGGAGGAGGCUACACCAUCCGUAAUGUGGCACGCUGCUGGACAUAUGAGACUGCUGUAGCCCUUGAUACCUCCAUCCCCAACGAGCUCCCUUACAACGACUACUUUGAGUACUUCGGACCAGACUUCAAGCUUCACAUCAGCCCCUCCAACAUGACCAAUCAGAACACCAAUGACUACCUGGAGAAGAUCAAGCAGCGCUUGUUUGAGAACUUGCGUAUGCUGCCCCACGCCCCGGGAGUCCAGAUGCAGGCCAUCCCCGAGGAUGCCGUACAGGAGGACAGUGGCGAUGAGGAGGAGGAUGACCCCAACAAACGCAUCUCCAUCCGUGCUCAUGACAAGAGGAUAGCGUGUGAGGAGGAGUUCUCUGACUCUGAAGAUGAAGGCGAGGGAGGCCGCAGAAACGCAGCCAGCUUCAAGAAAGCCAAGCGAGUCAAAACUGAAGGAGAGAAAGAGGUGGAAGAAAAGGAGAAGAAAGGUGAGGAAGAAACAAAAGAAGCAAAAGAAGAAGAGAAGGUGCCAGAGGAGGAGAAAAUGGACACAUCAAAGCCAAAAGAGGAGUCCAAGACACCUUGAGGUCCUCAGCAGCCAAUGAUGACAUUGCAACUGAUCAGAACGCAUCUUUUUUUUUUUUUUGGAUACAUCAUCUUUCCAGGCUGCUGCUGUGGAAAUCGGUGAAGAACUGUACCUUUUGUAAUGAGACCCCACUCCAUCAAAAUGGGGGCGGGGGAUCUAAAUAUUUUCUAGGACACCUUUUCAACCUUACCUGUUUAUGGACUGAGGUCAGACUGAGUGUUUCGUUUUUUUGAAUGCUUUUUCAUUUUUUAUUAAUCUUUUUAUUCUGUGACACUUGCUUUUCCCUUGUGAUGCAACUCUGUAAAAAUGAUUUAGUACAUGUAUGCUUUUAUAUAUCUGACGGAUUUAAUUUAUUUAAAUCAUAGAUAUUUUGGCUACUGUUGUCUUUCAAUCCCACUUUAGUCAUGUCUUUAAAUAUGUAGUUGAAGCAUGUUUAUACAAUAGAUCCUUUUCUGUAAUACAUUGUGUAACUGGUCUUGCCUGCUAAAGGUCCCCAAGCGUGGUUAAGAGGGUUGUGUAUACCUGAAUACCUUUUUACAUGGCACAGUAUUAAUAAAUUACAGUCCUGUAUUGUAGGUUGUAAUUUAGUAUGUGUCCUUUACACAUUGACAUCUUCAAAUUUCUGGGACUCCUUCCACACAAUAGACCUUUUCGACGGCAGACAUGUUGACAUGUCAUAGUAGGAAAAGCACAGGUGUAUUCAAAACCAUUAAUGAUGGCUGCAUUCCACUUAGGAGAGGCCCUGGUAUUGUGCAUGCUGACUCACUGAAACAGCUUACUGGGACACUUGAUGGAAUUGAGCCAUUGUUAAGGUUAUCACUUUCAGCUGUGCUUUUCCUACUAUAACAAGUCAACAUGUCUGCUGUGAAAAAGGUCCAUAUUGAAAAUGUUUGAGUCCUGUAACGUCACUGCUGGUGUCAGGCUUUGAUUCCAGAGUGUAGUGUUCUGUAAAAUGGGAAGCAAGACAAACACCAGAAUCCAUUUGUUGUAUAUAUUUGUAUUCUGAAAACAUGAGUAAAAGUGUCAUUUAAAUCUGUCAGACCUCCAGUGUGCGUUGACCACACUUUUAACAAUAAAAAAAUGCCCCAAAAAA